CAGAAUCAGAGUCAGUGGACGAAGGAGGAGCAUGAUCGGUUUCUACAGGCGUUGAAGAAAUAUCUUCCAUCUGGAGCUCUUGCGAAGAAGGUGUCAGAAUUCGUGGGGACGAGAACUCCUCUACAAGUCAGGUCGCAUGCGCAGAAGUAUUUUUUGAGGCUGAACAAGAAUCGA
Guillardia theta CCMP2712 is the source of this 174-nucleotide messenger RNA. RefSeq lists its product as hypothetical. Gene Ontology annotation, molecular function: DNA binding. NCBI's taxonomy places the organism in Eukaryota, Cryptophyceae, Pyrenomonadales, Geminigeraceae. The annotation marks the transcript as partial. The transcript is spliced from 2 exons. The record is from RefSeq and is a predicted model, not a curated record.